AAAAUGAUAAGAAUCCGUCCGGUUCCACGGGUGCUUUAAGUGCCCCGUCUAGAUAUAAGGACGACUGCGGGACACACAUUCAGUAAGGAAACUAAUAUGAAGUUCACAAUCGCGUUCCUGUGUCUCUUCGGCUGCGUUCUUGCUGAGCGUGCAAGACAAGACACCAAGAUUGCCGGAGGUCACGUUGCAUUUCCAGGAGAAAUCCCGUGGUUGGUGAGCAUCGAAGCCACCAACUUCCAGGAGAGUUGGCCCUUAUGCGGAGGCACCCUCGUCAGCACGGAAUGGGUCCUGACUGCCGCACACUGCCUGGACUCUGAAAAGCCCGAAUGGCUCUGGGUGGUAUCAGGUGAGGCCGAUCGAAAUCUCAACGAAGGCUCUGAACAGUAUCUGUACGUGGAUUAUUUCAUACAGCAUCCCGACUACAUCUAUUGGCUGAAUCCUUACCAAAACGACGUGGCCCUCAUCCUCCUCGACCCAGUCCUCGACUUGUACACAAGCCUGCCUCCCUUGCCAUCGAGUCCUGCGCCUCUGACGGGUCCAUGCUGGGAGGCAGGCUGGGGCGCUACAUCCGAAGGUGCGCCAGGCUCUGACAAGUUAAUGUGGACGGAAGUUGCCCUCCUAUCCUCGACUCAGUGCGAAGCAGCAUACAACGCAGCCCAUGAUCCAAAUGCCUUAUGUGCCGGGGCCAGUGGGGCCGGUGCUUGCGUGGGGGACAACGGCGGCGGACUAGCGUGCGUGGACGGCGAUGGUUAUGUUGUAUUGGGUGGCAUUAUGUCCUGGCGAGAGGGAUGCGCUCUGCCAGGGAAACCAGCCGUGUAUAUGGAUAUCUAUAGGUACAUGGAUUGGAUCAUUGCUACGAUCCAGUCUUCAGAAAAAAUAAAAGAAUGAUUUAUACCUGUCGAAAAUGUUUCUCUAUGAUGGUGCAUCCUCGAGCAGAAAUCAAAAUAUUCAACCCUGUCCUCUCAGUUUCUAGCAUUUUCUCUACUACGAAGUUAUACAUUUGAAGAUCAAGUUUAUCUGGGAAUAUGCUACCCUUUAAAAAAAUACAAUACCCAUUUACAUAUAACGUAGACAAGUGUCGAUAACAUAAUGCAAACUGAAAUAAACAUGCAAGUACUAUAAA
Messenger RNA from Penaeus vannamei (Pacific white shrimp), 1123 nucleotides. Its product is annotated as anionic trypsin. The record is from RefSeq and is a predicted model, not a curated record. Gene Ontology annotation, molecular function: serine-type endopeptidase activity. NCBI's taxonomy places the organism in Eukaryota, Metazoa, Arthropoda, Malacostraca, Decapoda, Penaeidae. Gene Ontology annotation, biological process: proteolysis.